GUGUUGGUACUUAGGCUUUUGACUGCCAGUUAAAAAGUGUCUUAGUUUUUGACGUGCUGCAAAGGUUUUUUUUUUUCAAGUAAUAUGGCAAUAUUGGUUGUAUUGCCUUGCUUGUUUGGUAAAAUCUUAUGCCUUAAGUGGUAAAUUUAAUGUAGGUUAUAUUGUAUACAACGUACACAUUUCGCCAUAGAAUCAGUGGAGUACUGCAGUAGGCCUAUUGACUCAUCCUCCAACUUUCAACAGGAAGCACGGGAAUGCUGUGGAGAAGACACAAACAAUAUCCAGUAGUUACUGUAGUGGACCUGAGGAAAACAAAUUAUGCAAAAUCACAAUCACCAGAUAUGAUUAUUUACCAAGUUGACCAAUUUAAGCAAAAGUCUCCAGGUCCUGAUGCGGCAGUUUUUCAUGGGUUCUUAAAGAAUUUUAAAUGGAGUUUAGUGAGAUCCUAACUAGUCUUUUCGUUAUGUCUGCAGACGUGAGUUGUGCCUAAUAUGUGGAAAGCUAAUGUGAUCCCUAUCUACAAAAUGGGUUACCUGGAGGUUAUUUCAGGGAUCAACGCCCCCGCGGCCCGGUCCAUGACCAGGCCUCCCGAUGGAUCAUGGCCUGAUCAACUAGGCUGUUACUGCUGGCCGCACGCAGUCCAACGCACGAGCCACAGCCCGGCUGAUCCGUCACUGACUUUAGAAAACUGUAUCAUUCUGAAUUGAGUAUGGGAUGCCGGACACAUGAUACAUAAAAAGAAAGAGAGAAACUUUUGCUACACAAAAUGAGAAAAGAGAUCCUCCUAUGGGGAGUGGUAUUACUAACAGGAAGAGGAGCCAGUUUAGAGAAAACAACUCGGUAGCUGUCAGUUAUCAAAAUGGAAGAUUCCCACCUUGAUGCUGUUGAGGCAGAGGUGGUUAUCUUGAAGAGUGCAUACAAUGAACAAUUUUUUGAUUUGAGAAAAAAUGAUCCAUGGAAAGUAUCUCGACCACCGGAGGUACAAAUCAUUCUUGGCCCCAACCAUUCUGAGGGAGGCAGACUUCACUCGCAUGUCAAUGUUGUCUUGAAAAUAAAAACAUCUGAGAAAUAUCCACAUAAACCACCUAAAGUGAUAUUGGAGUCGCACAGUGGCAUUUCAGAUAAAGAAGCAGAUGACCUGAUUCUUCGACUUGAGAGAAAAGCUCAUGAAUUUGCACAAAAGGGAGAGGUGGUUAUGCUGAAUCUUUGUUGUGAUACCCAAGACUUCCUUAGUGAACAUGCUAGACCUUAUACAGACUCUAUCUAUGAUGAGAUGGUCGCUGAGCAGGAGUCUCGUAGAAAAGCAGAUGAAGAAGCAAGAAAAGAAGUACAAAGGCAGCAAGAGAUACAGGAAGAAAACAAUCGUAUUAUCAUGAAAGAGGAAAUGGCUAGGGUAAGGGAGGAAUUAAAGGCAGAAGAAAAGCUGAGGCGAGAGCAAAAAUUUCGACCAUCUUUUUUGACGGAUGACAGGUCACAAGGAUUUGAUAUGUCGGAUUCUCCAAGUCAUAGGUGGGUGAAAAGUCGAUCAUUAUCUGAAUGUAGCAGUGAUCAUAGAUCAAUAGAACUUUCUGGGAAUACUGAAGUACACUUUUCCCAAGCUGGAAAGCAAGAACAUGCUGUGGUGCUUGAAAGGUUUAUAGGGGAGCGUAAAAUUCAAGGUUGCCAUGUACUAGAAGCACGAGAUAAAGUGUCUAUGGAUAGGAGUAUCGUCUACCAGUGGAAUAUUAGACCAAAACGAACUGGAAGAAAAGGAAAUCACAUGAAAGUUGGACAAGAAAAUCAGAUUGAAGAAUUGCUUGGAAAAUUUUCUGCCUUGGAGAAAGAAAUGAGUUCGUUAUUACGUCUCUCUCAUAGGAAUUUAGUCCAUUACUUGGGAAUGCGAGUCAUUAAUCGUCUGAAUGAAGGUAUUUCUGUGUAUGUUUUACAAAAGUAUGUGCAGGGCCUGCCUGUCAAGUACUACUUGGAUCUCAACAUACCCAUACAUCUACCUCUCAUCAAGCACAUCACAGAAGGAACACUUGAGGCCCUAAAUUAUUUGCAUCAAAACAAUGUUGUACAUAGAGACCUCAGGGACUCCUGUAUAUUUUUGGAUGCUCACUCUCAUCAGGUUAAGGUAGCAGAUUAUGGAGUGGAGAGAAGGAUAGUUGAAGUUGUGGUAGAAUUCAUUGAUGUGGAAUUUCCACCAGUCUAUCCGCUAUCCCCGGGACGAGGCGGCAAGAAGAAUGAUGUGUAUCGCCUUGGUCUUAUUGUCCUCUCACUUUUCCUUGGCCAACGAGUUCAGCAGAUUGUACCAACUUUACCAUCCACCCUUAGCUCAGAAUUAAAAGACUUCGUUCAGCGAUGCUUGGAAGUUAAUGAACAGCAAAGAUGGACAGCAGAGCGUCUCUUGACUCAUUCAUUUAUUCAUAGUUCAACAGAAGAAAAAGAACUGUCUCCAGACAAAGAAAAAAGAAAUGAGACUUCUCCAAGCAACACUGAAUCUCAAGCAGAGGAUGAAGAUGAAUGCUCGGGAGCAGGUGACCAUUUAUUCUCGGAGGUCUCUCUUCAUCUUCCCUCCAACCUUAAAGGGCAUUCAAGAUUAACAAGUGAAUAUGAUGUUCUUGAAUUGCUAGGCAGAGGGGGAUUUGGUCAUGUGUUUAAGGUUCGUAACAAAGUUGAUGAUCGAAUUUAUGCCUUGAAGAGAAUAUGUCUCGAUCAACAGACUGAAAAACUUAGGAAGAAAAUUAAUCGUGAAGUGAAACUCCUCUCCUCUCUCAAUCAUGAAAAUGUUGUUCGCUAUUACACUUCUUGGAUUGAUGAGUUUACACAGGAUGUUGAAGAGUGCCCAAGUGUAAAAGAUGAAGAAACUGAUUCAACAGCUUCACCAGGCAUAGAAAUCUCUGCUGGCUCACAAGUGCAUCCCUCAAGUUCUAGUGAAAGUUUAACCAAGUCCAAUGAAGAGCGGCAUGAACAGUCAGGUCAGCAAGAUGAAUCUGAAUGGAGUAUCAUAUUUAAUACCACUUCAAAUCAUCCUGGCUUCACCACAUCAACAGACUUUGUUGAAGAGAGUGAGGAUGAUGAUGAUGACUGGCUAAUGGGUAGUCUCAGGCCAUUGAUGAAGGAAGAGGAUGAAGAUUCAGAUGACAUCGAAUUUUAUAAGACACAGUGUAUAGAAGAUCAGACUGACAGUGUUUUUGACAAUAAUGAUGCAGAACACAUGGUGGCUCCCUCUACCAAACAGAAAAAGUUGCAGUUCCUCUAUAUCCAGAUGCAACUUUGUGAGAAUAAUACUUUAAGACAAGCAAUUAAUAACAGUGGCCUGCAUCUAGACUAUGACCGUAUGUGGCGAUUAUUUCGAGAGAUUGUUAAUGGUUUGGACUACAUUCAUUCACAAGGCCUUAUUCAUCGUGAUCUCAAGCCAGGAAAUAUAUUUAUUGACUCAGCUGAUCAUGUUAAAAUUGGUGAUUUUGGUCUUGCAACUGCAGCUAUCAAGGCAAAGACAACAGGGGGCCUGAUUACAAAGGGAGAUGUUGAAGAAAGUAGUGCUUUGACAGGUCAGGUUGGCACUACAUUUUAUAUUGCCCCUGAAAUCACCAAAGCAAUAGGGAAAGUUAGUUAUACAAGUAAAGUGGACAUCUAUAGCCUUGGAGUCAUUUUCUUUGAAAUGGUAUAUCCUCCUCUCACAACUGGUAUGGAAAGAGUCAAGGUUCUCUCUGAUCUUAGGAAACCAGAAAUCAAAUUUCCUAAUGAUUUUCCUAAGAUGAAAAAUACCUCAUGUACUGAGCUGAUUUCUUGGUUACUUCAUCAGGAUCCACAUUUAAGACCAAGUACUACUGAGAUCUUAAAAUCAUCCCUUUUGCCACCCCCUACAGCUGAAGAAAAGAAGUUUGUAGAAACACUUGAAACCAGGUUGCAAAAUAUUAGGUCAUCCAAAUAUCAAGAGAUCCUUAACUUGGUAUUCAAACCCUCAGCUCGACCAGAAUUGGAAGCAACAUUUGAGAUGAAUCAUAAAGCUUCUUCAAAGUACUGGCAUUAUUGGAACUUUGAUUAUUUGCAGGCACUAUUUGUGUCAAUAUUUAAAGCCCAUGGGGGAAUAUGGGUACCAACUUCCUUCUACAUACCUAAAGGAUCAUUUUACAAUGACAAAGAGAACUUGGUGUGUCUCAUGGCACAUAAAGGAGAGCUUGUGUCUGCACAAUAUGACUUAAGAUAUCCCUUUGCCCGAUUUGUUGCUCGCAAUGAAAUCAAGUUUAUGAGAAGGUACUGUAUUGAUCGUGUUCAGCGUGCUUAUAAGGUAUCUGGAAUCCAUCCUAAAGAGUCAUAUGAAUGUGCAUUUGAUAUUGUGUCUUCAAAAAGAGACCUACCAGAAUCUUCAGCAAGAGUUAUGCUUGUUGCACAUGAUAUAAUACAACAAAUAAUCCAAAGAAGCAGUGAAUAUGUUUACAUCUGUGUGGGUCACUUGGAUCUAGUUCAAGUAAUCCUUAAUUACUGUGGAAUUGAGGAAAAACUGUAUCCAGAAGUCUUUUCACUACUUAAGGAAUUCAAUAACAAGCGGAUGACAGUUGAAAACUUUAUUGAUUUCCUUUGUGACAUUGGAAUUGCAAAAUCUUCAGCUGAGUCACUGAAAGGAUUUCUAUACAUGGAAGGCCCUUUAGAAGAUGUUAUAACAAGUCUCCAAAACAAAGGGUUAAGUUAUCGUCGUAAGAAUCUUGCAGCAGCUGUUAAACAUGUUCUGAAUGAUCUCUCAGAGAUUAAGGAAGCUUCGACUGUUAUUGGUAUUAAGUUUGAUAUCAAGCUACGCCCUCUGAUGGUAGCAGAUGCCCAUCUGUAUUCUGGAUUUAUGUGUCAGUUUUUGAUGAAUAUGCCCAAGAAGAUGGGCAAUAAUCAAGACCUUCUAGCUCAAGGGGGCUCUUAUGAAUACCUGAUACUUCAGCACAGGAGAAAACUGCUAUCUACAGAGAAGAAUGCAGAAUUGCCUGCUGCUGUAGGAGUGAGUCUUUUUUUGGAGAAGUUUGACUGUUGUAUUGCGGAAGUGAUCAAGCUUAUGGCUACUGGUCAGAGAGAUAUUGACCAGGUUGUGGCUGGUCUUGGUUGUGGAUCUGGGGUGAUCAGUGUGCUGGUGUGUGCAAUAGGAGGGAAACAGCUGGAAGACCGCAUCAACAUAGUCAGACAACUUAGAGCAGCAAAAAUCACAGCUGAUCAUUGCCACUGUUUGAACCAAAAGGAAGCAGAAACGGUAUUGGAGGACUUGCGUGCCUCAAACUUGGUAAUGCUGACCAGCUCAGAUAAAGCAGAUAUUAGGAUACGUAGUGACCCUACAGGCCGCACCCUGGAAAGGAAGAUCCUAUUAGAAAAAGUACCCGAGUUUAUUUUAAAGAAUAUGGGAGUAGCUGAUGCAGGGCCAUCAAGUAACUUUUCACGGUCUGACUCCAAAACUACAGGUGUUAACCAAGAAGAUUACCAACUAAACAUUCAAUACAUAACAAAGAAGCAAGCCAAAUGUAAAGAUGCUGCCAAGUGGAGAGAUGUUCCCAAGGUGGAUCAGCAGAUCAAUAAAGAUGUGCUGAUGGCUCUCACCUCUCGUUGGCCAAGCCUUGGACCAAACACAACUGUAGAAGUCUUGGCAGUAGAACUUGACAAGAAAGCUGUACUAGCGCUUGGGGCCUUGGAUACAGACACCACUGCCAAGAGUUUUAAUGAAACUGUCAGUGAUAUAAAAGCUUUAUUUCCAGAGCAAAAGGACUACAUCGAGGAAAUCUGCAAAUUGCUCCACCGCAAAAUAUUUCCCAGGAAGAAGAUUGAUCGUGGUCCUCUUAUUUUCUACAGUCUAUCAUCCAAUAUUUGUAAAAGGAUUAUUUAAAGAGUUAUGUGAUUUUUUGUAAAAGGUGUACUAUUUUCUAUUAUACAAAGUGCUUUUAUUCACUGACACUGCAGUUUAACAAUACAAGACUUUGUAUUCAUUUUCCCCCUCCCUGCCAUUAGUAAAUAAAAUUAUGUAUGAAUAAGUGUGUUCAUCAAGCAAAGCGAACAACUGUGAUUUUUUUUUCAUGCUAGUUCAAAACUGACUUUAUCCCACCAUUUUUUCUGAACAUGUCAGCUACCUCCCACUAAAGUAGGAUGAUCCAAAAUAAUAAUAUAAUCAGACUAAGUACUAAACCUGAGAUGACCCAAAAGAGCAAACACAUUCACCAUCAUUCAUUCAACAGCUGUGCCAAAAGUGCAGACACCACAGUUGAAAUUACCCUCCAAACUACAUCAUCCCCACCCCUUCUUCCGAGUGUAGGCACUGUACUUCCUACCCAGGGAAGUUACCAAGGGAAGAAGUAAUAAUAAUAACAUUGCUUUGAAACAGGUGUCCUAGCCCCCUCCCUCCAACCAGAUAGCCAUCCCCAAGCCCCUCCCACAACUAUGUAAAUUCUGGUGCCACUCCUGUUUUCACCUCCAGGACUCUAGGCUAGCUAACUGGUUUUUCCUGAAUCCCUUGAUGUUACCUUGCUUACACUCCAACAGAAAGUCCAGCCAUAAAGAAUUUUUGUUUCCACUCCAAUCUAAAACACACAAACAAGUCAGCUGAAUGCUCAAGCCUUUAACAAUCAUUAUUAUUAUAAUCAAAAAAGAAGCGCUAAGCCACAAGGACUAUACAGCCUUUAACAAUCAAAACCUCCUUUACCUCUACCUUCCUUCCCUCCAACCUGAUAUUUAUACACCCUCUUGGUCAUUCUGUUUUUCUCCAUUCUCUCUCAAUAUCCAAACCACCUCAGUAACCCCUUUUCAUCCCUCUAAAUUAUAUCUUUGGUAACUACACCAUCGACUAAUUUCUAUGCUUCGAAUUCUGCAUAAUGCUCACACCAAACAUUGCUCUCAAAAACACCUCCACUACCUCUAGCUUCCUCACUACAGUAAUGUUUAGAACCCAUACCUCACCCACAUAAAAAUGUUGGUAUCACUAUACUCUUACAUUUUCCCUCCAUAACUUUUCACAGAUGCCUCAGCAUACAUUAGAACUGAUAAGAUGAAAGAGGUAGGUAAAGUUAACUUUUUCAUACUCAUCUGCCAAAAUGUCCUUUCCCAAAUAUCUAAAUACAAUCACUUUCUCCAUUCUUCCUCCCUCCAAUAUAUAUAAUAUUUCAUUGCUUAGAUUUUUUGUUCUCAUCACCUUGCUCUUUUCUAUGUUCUCUUUCAGUUUCCUUGUACAGUGGAACCUUGACUUACGAGUUUAAUCCGUUCCGUGACCUAGCGCGUAACUCAAUUUACUCGUAUAUCUAAAGUAAAAGGACACAAGUGCAACUAAUGUGACAUUUUAUUGUGGCAACGUUUCGCUCUCCAGGAGCUUUGUCAAGCCGUUACAAACAGUACAUGGACACAGAGGGUAUAUAUAGGCUCAGAGUGAGGUGCAAUACUAGAGGUAGUAGUAGUAGUGACAUAAGUUGUAGUAGUAGUAGUAAUACAAUAGGGUAGAGCAAUUAACUCAUACAUGAGUAAAAGGAUAUAAAAGCUAUUACUUGGGUAACAUAAAAAUAGGUUAGACAAAUAUAGACUGGAAGGCCUGUUUCAGUGUUCACUCUCUGUAAUGUGCUUUGUGUAGUAUUAAGAGGAGAGACUAUGUGACGGCAGGGUUUACUGUUUUCAGGAGGAUUCUUGCUAAGACUUCAGAGAUGGUGAAGCUGCCUUUGUUUUUAUUUGUAUUCGAAACAGCGAUUAGUGCGAAACGUUGCCACAAUAAAAUGUCACAUUAGUUGCACUUGUGUCCUUUUACUUUACAUAUUGUCGGUAAUUCUACCAACAUUAUUACUCGUAUAUCAAAUCAAUUUUCCUCAUUUAAAUUAAUUGAAAAGUCAUUAAUCCAUUCCUGCACUCUGGAGAGAAGACAAAAUACUUGAAUAUAAUGCUAAUAUCAAAUGUACGGCUUAUCUAUCACAAUGCAUCUACUAUUAUGACAUAAUAAACAAUAUAAUUAACAGAAACAUGAUAUAUACUCAAGAAUGAAUAAAAUAGGCCAUAAUAUUGGUGGCAGAGGCAGCGGCGGAAGCAUCCACCAUUGCCUGAAACUUUGACUAUAGUAUCUUCCCAUGCUCUUAUUGUAAGAGAAAACGGAGUAUUUGUGAGGCUAACUGCAGAAAUACCGUAUAAUAAACAUAAAUCAUAAUACACUACAGAAUGUAAAGAAAUAUUAAACUGAUUAUAUGAAGUGUAUUUACACACUUGGAGCAGAAAUAGUGGUGGAGGUGGGGGAUGUUGAGGCCGUGGCGUAUGAUGUCAGUGGCCCUGUAAACCUCCAACAACAACAUUGUUUAAUCACUGAACUUAAGUGAUACAAUUUGUUUUGUUUAAUCACUGAACAUAAUUGAUACACCUUUAGUAUCUACAUAUCAUAGAUGUACUAAGCUGGUAUUGCAUGGCUAAGUCCGUGGAAAUCAUCGUCUUUUUCUUCUCAGCACUGUCCUUUGCAGUUAUUUUCUUAGGACCCAUGGUUAGAAAAAGAAAUUUGGCCAAAUGACUAAAAAAAUGCAAGCAAGCAUGAGAGAGAGGCUCCCAGAGCAAUGUAAACAUGUGCACUGCUUACCGGAUAUUUUGACAUCAGCUGUGCCAACUAGCGGCAGCAUUCUGAAUUAUUAUUAUGUAUGUAUUUUUAUUAUUAUUAUUAUUAUUAAUUUAGGGAACUGGAGCACAGAUCCAAUUCCCUAGAUCAAGAGCCCCUCACCAGCAUCAAGGAACCUUGAAGCUGGUGAGGGGCUCUUGAUCUAGGGAAUUGGAUUUGUGCAGUAGUUACCUCAAUUAAUUAAUAAUAAUACUACUAUACUAUUACCACAGUACUACUAAUAAUAAUAAUUAUUAUUAUUAAAAUGAUAACGAAUGCUGCCAACUCAGUGCACUGUUUACCUCACCGUGGGAGCAGUUCUCUCAUGCUCUGCUUACAUUUUUGACAGUCAUUUGGCCAAAUUUUGUUUUCCUAAGCAUGGGUUCUAAGAAAAUAAGUGUAAAGGACAGUGCUGAGAAGAAAAAGAUGAUGAUUUCCAUAGAAUUAAAGCAUGAAAUCAUAGAUAAAUAAGCGAGGUGUCCAGGUUUUGGGUUGAUGGGGAAGCAGGGGGAGCUGGCUCUUAACUCAAAUGUUGGCACAUAACUCAGAGCAAAAAAUCGACCCAGGGAUGGCUCGUAUCUCAAAAAACUCAUAGGUUGGGACACUUGUAAGUCAAGGUUCUACUGUAUAUACCCUCCUAAAUUCAUCCACCAAACUUUGCAACCUCAGAAUCUCCCAAAAGAAUUGUGUCAUUGUUAGAGAGCAACUGUGACAACACUAUUAGUCAUUACCGGUAUCUUUUAAACCCACCCCUCCCAACAUCCUAGCAUUCAACUCUUUUUAUAACCCCCAUGUUUAAGAAUGUUAAAUAUUAUAUUAUGGUAUUCCUCUCUGUCCAGUGCAUGAAAUUACUGCCUUCCCUCCUUCAUCAACAUUUAAUGGCUCCUGAAAAUAUUCUCAUCUUCCUAAUCCCUCUAGUUCAACAUUCAAUUUACCCCAUGUUUUCUCAACUCAAACCCUGAACUUUACACACCCUUAACCUUUCCACAUUCUUCUUUUGCACAUCCCUCCCCUCAGUGCUGUAUGAUCCUUAAGGGCUUAACACUUAAUUUGAUCAUAAAAAUUUAUCAUCCGAGUCUCCCUCCAAAAUUGGUUUUUAUUCUCAGUAAAAUUAGCGGGUAAGGCCUCACCUAUUCUUUCACUGACUCUUCUUUUGCACUCACCACUCUUUUAGUCUCUCCUUUCUCACUCUAUAUACCACUUCUGCACUACAAAAUCCUACUGAAUGCUAACUUUCUCCAUUACCACCCCCUUUUUUUUCUCAUCAUUCCACCAAUCCUCUCACCCACACCCACCCUUGUAUAUCUGCAAACUUCUGUUAUGUAGUUAAGCACUCCAUUCUUCGAGCUACCCCAUGCUUCUUUAACCUUCAUUUCAUUACCGUUACUCUCUCAAGUCCACCUUUUUCCCAAUUAGUUGCUUAUAUCUUACCCCUGUUACUUUGUACUUCAUUUACUUCUUACUCUCCACUUAAUAAUGAUCUGACAUAUCUCCCCAUUUUAAAAACAUGCACAUCCAGAUAAUUCAAUUAGAGGGUCCUCUGGAACUCAUGACUUACCUAUACCAUUAUUAUUACAUUCAAGGGGGAGCACUAAACCUGUUGGGGUCAUACAGAGAUGGGGGAUGGAAAGGGAGGGUAGUUCCAAUUCUUUUCAUCAAGAGACCUUCACCAGUAUCAAAGUGGCUCCCUUGGAGGGAGGAAAGUCAGACUUACUGUCAACAUGUCUAUAAUAAUUAUUUUGUAUCAGUUUUUACCAUUCAUAAGUAUUAACACUGACUUUCACUACUGUUCAGUGUGUUAAGUAUUAAGAUAAAAAUGGACCCUAAAAGACAAAGGAAAUUAAGGAAAAACAUUCAGAAGUGCAUUAAAAAGCAUGUAGUUGAAGAGAUAAGUAGGUAGAGAAGUAAAUUACUAUAACCAAAACCAAGCACUAAACCCACAAGGGUCAUACAGCACUGGACUCUAGAAGCAUAAUGUGUGAUGAGACCAAUUAGUGGCCAUCUCAAUGCUAAUACAGCCUUAUAGUGUAUAAAAUACACUGAUUAACUGAUGGCAGUUUGAGUUCAAUAACUACAACUGAAUAAACAUAUGAAUGGAAUAAGGGGUGCUUUGUGCAUGAAAUGCUCCAUUUUUUAAAAGGAAAAAUAUAAAUUAAUAAGUAUGAAAUUGUGGUGAUUAUAUAUUUACAGUUAGAGAAAGAGAUAUAUGUUUGUAGUGUCUCAUCUUUUGUGUUUAAUAUUAGUUUUUUAAAAAUGCUAUUGGUUGUAGCACAUAAUACCUUCUGUAUCUCAGCUCAUAUUCUAGCACUCCAUGAAAAACUUAAUAUAUCACUAGAGGUAACCUUUUUGGACCAUAUUCUAAAUUUGCAACAGUGAUUCCUUGUUCUCUCUGUUGGUGCUAAAAAAAAAAUGUUAUUAUAGUGGAACCUUGAGUUUUGGCCAUAAUCCGUUCCAGAAGCUCGGCCGAAUCUCAAAUUGUUUAAAAGUCAAAGCAAUAUUUUCAUAAGAAAUAAUGUAAAUACAAUUAAUCCAUUCCAGAUGUCCCCCCCCCCCCAAAAAAAAAAAAAAAUAAAAUAAAAUAAAAUACAUUUUUUAAAGAAUAUGAUUUUACAAACACAAAACAAUUAUAAAUACUUUUUUUUUUUAACAAGUCGGCCGUCUCCCACCGAGGCAGGGUGACCCAAAAAGAAAGAAAAUCCCCCAAAAGAAAAUACUUUCAUUAUCAUUCAACACUUUCACCUCACUCACACAUAAUCGCUUUUUUGCAGAGGUGCUCAGAAUACAACAGUUUAGAAGCAUAUACGUAUAAAGAUACACAACAUAUCCCUCCAAACUGCCAAUAUCCCAAACCCCUCCUUUAACCCUUUCAGGGUUUCGGCCAUACUAGUACGGCUUACGCACCAGUGUCCAUGACGUACUAGUAUGCAUAAAUUCUAGCGCCUUCAAAUCUAGUGAGAGAAAGCUGGUAAGCCUACAUAUGAAAGAAUGGGUCUAUGUGGUCAGUGUGAGCAGUAUAAAAAAAAUCCUGCAGCACACAGUGCGUAAUGAGAAAAAAAAAAUCUUUGACUGUGUUUUUGGAUUAAAACAGUGACUUUGCACUAUAUUUUCGCAUGGUAUUUAUUGUUGUAUUCUAGUUUUCCUGGUCUCAUUGUAUAGAAUGGAAGACAUAUUAGAGAAAUUGAGAUGAUUUUGACUGGUUUUACAAUGAAAAGUACCUUGAAAUUGAGCUCAAAGUAGCAGAAAUGUUCGAUUUUUACCAAAGUUCAAAAGUAAACAAAUCAUGCUAAGCGUCCAAUACACGUCAACUGGUGAGUCUAAUAUUCUUUCACAAGUGCGCCGAUAAUAUUUAUACCAUUUCUACACUAAUGCAGUAGUCUGCAUAACAGUAAAUCUUAUUUUUUUGUGAGAAUAAAAAUUCAAAGUGGAAAGCAAAAGAAAUGUAAGAGGGGCCUGGGGACGUGACUAAUGAACAGAGGAAAUGUUAUUUUAGUGCCAGGAAUGUCUUUCUUGUUUAUUCUGGACCCUAUUUGGAAAUUGGCAUCUUUUGAAAUUUGUGUGAAAUUGGCAAAAUUUCUAAAUUCUGACCAUUGUAUUGGAUAGUUGAAAUCAGUAAAUUGGUGGUUUCUUGCACUCAUCGAUAGAAAAAAUGGAGUUCUAGCGAAAUAGUUAUGAUUUUUGUGGACUAGUACACUGGAACUGGCUGAAAAUAGGGCUCAAAGUGGGCAAAAUCGCCGAUGCGUAAACAUCGUCGAGACCGCUAACUUCGCGAGAGCAUAAUUCCAUAAGUUUUCCAUCAAAUUUCAUACUUUUGGUGUCAUUAUGAUCGGGAAAAAUUUCUCUGAUUUUUCAUAAGAAAAAACUUUUUUUUUUUUUUUUUUUUUUUUUGAAAUUUGGGGGACCAUGAGAACAAGUCUUUGAGAGGGCCUGUGGACCCUGAAAGGGUUAAAGUGCAGGCACUGUACUUCCCAUUUCCAGGACCCAAGUCCAGCUAUAUAAAAAUAACCGGUUUCCCUGAAUCCCUUCACUAAAUAUUACCCUGCUCACACUCCAACAGCUCGUCAGCUCCCAAAUACCAUUCGUCUCCAUUCGCUCCUAUCUAACACGCUCACGCAUGCUUGCUGGAAGUCCAAGCCUCUUGUCCACUAAACCUCCUUUACCCCCUCCCUCCAACAUUUUCAAGGACGACCCCUACCCCACCUUCCUUCCCCUACAGAUUUAUAUGCUCUCCAUGUCAUUCUACUUUGAUCCAUUCUCUCUAAAUGACCAAACCACUUAAACAACCCCUCUUCAGCCCUCUGACUAAUACUUUUAUUAACUCCACACCUCCUAAUUUCCACUCUCCGAAUUUUCCGCAAAAUAUUUACACCACACAUUGCCCUUAGACAGGACAUCUCCACUGCCUCCAACCACCUCCUCACUGCAGUAUUUACAACCCAAUCUUCACACCCAUAUAAGAGUGUUGGUACUACCAUACUUUCAUACAUUCCCUUCUUUGCCUCCAUAGAUAACGUUUUUUGUCUCCACAUAUACCUCAAUGCACCACUCAUCCUUUUUUCCUUCAUCAAUUCUAUGAUUAACCUCAUCCUUCAUAAAUCCAUCUGCUGACACGUCAACUCUCAAAUAUCUGAAAACAUUCACUUCUUCCAUACUCCUCCUCCCCAAUUUGAUAUCCAAUUUUUCUUUAUCUAAAUCAUUUGAUACCCUCAUCACCUUACUCUAUUCUAUGUUCACUUUCAACUUUCUACCUUUACACACACUCCCAAACUCGUCCACUAACCUUUGCAAUUUUUCUUUAGAAUCGCCCAUAAGCACAGUAUCAUCAGCAAAAAGUAACUGUCAAUUCCCAUUUUGUAUUUAAUUCCCCAUAAUUUAAUCCCACCCCUCUCCCGAACACCCUUGCAUUUACUUCUUUUACAACCCCAUCUAUAAAUAUAUUAAACAACCAUGGUGACAUUACACAUCCCUGUCUAAGACCUACUUUUACCGGGAAGUAGUCUCCCUCUCUUCUACACACCCUAACCUGAGCCUCACCAUCCUCAUAAAAACUCUUUAUGGCAUUUAGUAACUUAUCACAUAUUCCAUAUGUACUUGCAACAUCUGCCACAUGGCUCCCCUAUCCACUCUAUCCUAUGCCUUUUCUAAGUCCAUAAAUGCAAUAAAAACUUCCCUACCUUUAUCUAAAUUCUGUUCACAUAUAUGCUUCAAUGUAAACACUUGAUCUACACAUCCUCUACCCACUCUAAAAUCUCCUUGCUCAUCCGCAAUCCUACAUUCUGUCUUACCUCUAAUUCUUUCAAUAAUAACCCUACCGUACACUUUUCCUGGUAUACUCAGUAAACUUAUUCCUCUAUAAUUUUUACAAUCUCUUUUGUCCCCCUUCCCUUUAUAUAAAGAGACUAUACAUGCUCUCUGCCAAUCCCUAGGUACCUUCUCCUCUUUCAUACAUUUUUUUUUUUAUUAUUAUUAUCACACUGGCCGAUUCCCACCAAGGCAGGGUGGCCCGAAAAAGAAAAACUUUCACCAUCAUUCACUCCAUCACUGUCUUGCCAGAAGGGUGCUCUACACUACAGUUUUUAAACUGCAACAUUAACACCCCUCCUUCAGAGUGCAGGCACUGUACUUCCCAUCUCCAGGACUCAAGUCCGGCCUGCCGGUUUCCCUGAAUCCCUUCAUAAAUGUUACUUUGCUCACACUCCAACAGCACGUCAAGUAUUAAAAACCAUUUGUCUCCAUUCACUCCUAUCAAACACGCUCACGCAUGCCUGCUGGAAGUCCAAGCCCCUCGCACACAAAACCUCCUUUACCCCCUCCCUCCAACAUUUCCUAGGCCGACCCCUACCCCGCCUUCCUUCCACUACAGACUGAUACACUCUCGAAGUCAUUCUGUUUCGCUCCACUCUCUACAUGUCCGAACCACCUCAACAACCCUUCCUCAGCCCUCUGGACAACAGUUUUGGUAAUCCCACACCUCCUCCUAACUUCCAAACUACGAAUUCUCUGCAUUAUAUUCACACCACACAUUGCCCUCAGACAUGACAUCUCCACUGCCUCCAGCCUUCUCCUCGCUGCAACAUUCAUCACCCACGCUUCACACCCAUAUACGAGCGUUGGUAAAACUAUACUCUCAUACAUUCCCCUCUUUGCCUCCAAGGACAAAGUUCUUUGUCUCCACAGACUCCUAAGUGCACCACUCACUCUUUUUCCCUCAUCAAUUCUAUGAUUCACCUCAUCUUUCAUAGACCCAUCCGCUGACACGUCCACUCCCAAAUAUCUGAAUACGUUCACCUCCUCCAU
Molecule: messenger RNA, 14851 nt
Organism: Cherax quadricarinatus
Lineage: Eukaryota; Metazoa; Arthropoda; Malacostraca; Decapoda; Parastacidae
Source: RefSeq, a predicted model, not a curated record